Messenger RNA from Penicillium pulvis, 1755 nucleotides. Its product is annotated as acyl-CoA carboxylase subunit beta. The transcript is spliced from 3 exons. The record is from RefSeq and is a predicted model, not a curated record. Lineage: Eukaryota; Fungi; Ascomycota; Eurotiomycetes; Eurotiales; Aspergillaceae. The coding region runs from base 1 to 1755 and encodes 584 amino acids. Gene Ontology annotation, molecular function: propionyl-CoA carboxylase activity.
AUGGUGAAAGACAACGAUACUCAAUCCUCCAGAAAUGGCAAGGAUCAAGCUACAGAGCGACUGAACCAAGUCUCCUCACACAUCUCCGCACCAAAGACUGAUAAGCCAGCCACCACCAAAUCAAAGUCCAACAACACAGCAUCCCGUCUCCCAGCAGAUCAUUCCGAUGUUCUUAGCCAAAUAUCGGAACUGCGCAAAAUAGCUGCGACACCAGACCCGAAUUCUCGGGGUUAUAUCCGGCAAAAACAAGCUGGUAAGCUAUGGGUCCGCGAGCGCAUCGACCAGCUCCUUGACCCAGGCUCGUUUCAAGAAAUCGGCUCUGUAUCUGGGACAGUAACAUGGAAGAAAACUGCACCAAUGCGUGAGACGCCCGUGGCAUUCGUUCCUAGCAAUAAUAUCCAAGGCGCGGGGACGCUCCGGGGCAGAAAGGUACUGCUUACAGCAGACGACUUUAGUAUUCGAUCCGGACAUGCAGAUGGAGCAAGCGCGGAGAAGACGGUUUAUGUUGAGAAGCUGGCUCUCGCUUUGAGGCUGCCUGUGGUGAAGUUGGUAGACGGGAGCUCUGGGGGUGGGAGUGUGACGACUAUCAGAAAGGCAGGGUGGAGUUAUCUUCCAUAUGUGAGGCCUUUCAAGGCCGCGAUCCAGCAGCUGAAUUUGGGAAUUCCAAAUUUAGGUGCUGUUGUUGGUCCUGCGAUUGGUCUCGGCGCAGCAAGAGUAGUCUCUUGCCAUUUUUCGGUAAUGGCGGCAGAUAUUGGCGCGCUUUUUAAUGCUGGUCCAAAGGUUGUGGAGGGUGCCACAUUUGAAGAGGGUCUUGGUUUCCAAGAUCUGGGUGGCCCAAUGGUGCAUUGUACGAACGGGACAAUCGACAACCUAGCUGCAAACGAAGCCGAAUGUUUUGAACAGCUUCGUACAGUAUUGGGUUACUUACCCAACUCUGGAGCAGAUGCUCCACCGAUCAUUUCAUGUGAUGAUCCAGAAGAUCGAGAAGACCUAGCAUUGCGCAGUAUAAUACCCCGCCGCCAGGCACGAAUGUACAAUGCUCGAGUGAUCAUCAAUUCUGUUGUUGAUCGGGAUUCAUGGUUUGAGAUUGGUGCCCUCUGGGGCCGCACAGCUAUUGGCGGGCUGGCACGCCUUUCGGGUCGUCCUGUUGGAAUCAUUUCUCUGAACUGUGAAGUGAACGGUGGUGCACUAGAUGCAGCUGGUAGCCAGAAACUCACUCGGCUGCUGAAGAUGUGUGACGUGAUGAAUAUUCCUAUUUUGCAGUUUAUUGACGUCCCUGGCUACGCAAUUGGUACCGUGGCUGAACGCACUGCAACAAUGCGCUGGGGCGUCGAGCUGGCAAAAGCCUACUUCACCACCACAAUCCCGAUCUUCAACGUGGUUACCCGGCGCGCCUUCGGUGUAGCUGGCGGAGUCAUGCUCGGCUCCCGGGACCCAGUGAUGCAAGUUGCGUGGCCGUCUGGGCAGUGGGGUUCAUUGCCACUAGACGGGGGUAUCGAGGUCGGACAUCGGCACGAACUGCGGGAGGCAGAGAAGGUAGGUAAGAAAGAAGAGCGAUACAAUGAAUUGGAAGAGGAGUAUCAGCGGUUGAUGAAUCCCGUCCGAACUGCAAAUGCCUUUGGGGUCGAGGAAAUUAUUGACCCGAAGGACACCAGACAGGUUUGUUGUUCGUGGGCAACACAUGUUUACGAUGUGCUUAUGAAGGAGAGGCUGACGGACCGUGCUUGUGGAAAAAUUCAUCCUUCUUUUGCUUGA